ACUUGCAUCAACACCCUCCAUUUAUAAAUGAGGAAACUAAGGAUCAUAUAAAUAAAUUGUCUCUGACUAUAUAGCUCGUAAGUAGCAAUGUGUUAGCCAAAUUUGAGGUUUCAAAGAACAAAGACAGCCUCAUAUUAGAUUGCUCUAACUUCAGGGCUAAGGAAACAUGUCAAUUCAAGGAAAUACUUUUACCAGAACCAGUAUAAGAGGACAUGUACAAAUUUGUUCUGCCAGGCAGAAAGGUAAUAUGUAUCCUCAUCUAUCAAAGGGAUUCUGAAAAGGAUGUGUUUAUAUGAAAAACAAAAGCCUGGUACCCAGAUGUGAGGGCCUAUGAGGUUUUAUACCGAGAUGGUCAAGAGAAAUGCUGCCUCUUACAACUAUACUAAUCUCGAUUGGUAGGAUGAUACCCAACUCAACAGCUGGCAGGAUAGGGUGGAUACCCAUGAAUAUUCAUCACUCACUCCACUUUCUCUCUUUGCAUGCAUCAUCUCUGGGUGGAGAAACCUGCCUGCAGGAUUCAAAUCAGGAAUGAAAAUAAGAUGGAAAUUAUAUGCAGGCACAAAGUGUUGAACUUACUGGCUUCAAAGGAGAAGGGGAGACAGGAGCCAGCUAGGGCAGAAGGGCUGCUGUCCAGCGUCUCCCUGCUUAAGGUCACUCCAACGAGCAGAUGGAGUCAGAGAAAAUUCUGAUCGUUUGGGGCUGUUUACUCUUGUGGAAUCCACUCAUCCAAUCAACUCAGCUUUAUCCUGGGAUUAAAGUGAGGAUUACUCAAAAAGGCCUGGACUAUGGUAUACAGGCUGGCAUGGAAGCAAUUGAGCUGAUAGUGAAGAAAAAUGGUAUUCCUGAUUUCAAAGGCUCUGAAACGCUUGAAUUUUUAAAGGUUGACUAUGUUGACUAUAAUUUUUCAAACAUAAAAAUCAGUUCCUUCUCAUUUCCAAAUAUUUCAUUAACCCCUCUGUCUGGAGUUGGAGUUAAAGUAUUAAGCAAUCACGGUUCAACAAACAUCAGCAUGAGAUGGGAAAUAUCAUCUCCACUUUUCAAAGAUGAAGGAGGAGCUGCUCUGUUUCUAGGUGAGAUAUUUUUCUUGGGUCUCGUGAACCUGUCCCGGAGUGACACAGGCCACCCAAGCAUGAAGUUACAAGACUGCUACGUUCGAAUUGGGCUUGCCCGCAUCUCAUUUACAGGAGAGCUCAGUGUCCUAUAUAACUCUUUUGCUGAGCCAAUGGAGAAACCUAUUUUGAAGACCUUGAAUAAAAAGCUAUGUCCAAUUAUCACGGAUCAGUUAGAAAGUAUAAAUGCCAAUAUUAGUUCUCUGGAUGUUGUAACCAUGUUUGGUGAGGAUAUUCUGCUAGAUUAUUCCCUUUUGGAUUCCCCAGAAAUCACCCAGUCAUCCAUUGACCUGAAUUUGAAGGGCACAUUCUACCCAGUGGGAAAUCUUACCGACCCUCCCUUCCAGCCUGUUCCAUUCACCCUCCCAGACCGCAGUGAUUCCAUGCUUUAUAUUGGAAUCUCGGAGUAUUUCCUUAAGUCGGCAUCCUUCACUUAUUUCAUAACUGGAGCUUUCAAUGUCACCCUGACCACAAAAGAGUUAUCCAAGCAUCUAAUUCAAAACCCCCAGGGCAUUGGAAGUCUGUUUUCUCAGAUUGCAGAACUAUAUAUUAUGGCCCAGCCACUGAUGAUGAGGAUCCUGACCACUGAACCCCCAGUGGUCAAUUUAGAACCAAACAAUUUUACCCUCAACAUCCCUGGGUCUGUCGUGAUGCUGACCAAGCCUGAAAACACCACGGAGGAAGCUAUCGUCUCCAUGGAUUUUGUGGCCAGUACCAGUGUCGGCCUGGCUAUUUUGGGAAGGAAAUUGAUCUGCUCCUUAUCUCUGAACAGGUUCCGUCUCUCUGGGCCAGAGUCUAAUCAUAGCUCUAUUGAGGUCCUGAGAUUUGAGAACAUUUUCUCCUCAAUCCUCCACUUUGGAGUCUUCCCAUUAGUUAAUGCCAGAUUACAGCAAGGCUUCCCACUUCCUAACCCACAUCAGAUCUCUCUCGUUAAUUCUGACAUUGAAGUUCACAAGGGUUUCCUUCUGGUUUCCACUGACUUGAGGUAUGAGCCUUUGUGGAAGAAGCAGCGGCAUUUGGAUGAGUGGUAAGCUCAGAACGCCUCCGAGGAUGCUCCCAGCUCACCCCGCCCAGCUCCUGGAUGGAUGGUUCUUAAUAGGAAGAGGAGACAAGUAAUUCCCAGCCUCCACCAAGACUGCUGCACCCCCCCAGGCUGGCAGACAGGGGAAUCGCAGCAACGAGGACUGGAACUGUUUCCUUCCCAGCUUUAAUGGCACUAAAGAAAAAGAGGGUUUUUUUUGGGGGGGCACAUGUAUGCAUGUGUAUAUGACUACGUAUAAUGAGUGCAUGUAGAUAACAGUUUCUGGGGCCAUGAAGCAGGUUUAUAUGAUGGUGAGAAAGUCUUGAGAAUCCAUCUGUGAGCUGCAAGACUACCCUUGCUUUGUUCCCACUGCAUUCAGUGUUUUAUAUUUUGUACUUCAUAUUUUAUUCUCCCUUUAUUUAAAUAAAAUCUCUUCUC
Messenger RNA from Sarcophilus harrisii (Tasmanian devil), 2568 nucleotides. RefSeq names its product BPI fold containing family C (gene BPIFC). NCBI's taxonomy places the organism in Eukaryota, Metazoa, Chordata, Mammalia, Dasyuromorphia, Dasyuridae. Gene Ontology annotation, molecular function: lipid binding. The coding region runs from base 668 to 2140 and encodes 490 amino acids. The record is from RefSeq and is a predicted model, not a curated record. The transcript has 17 exons.